Plasmodium malariae is the source of this 1008-nucleotide messenger RNA. Its product is annotated as conserved Plasmodium protein, unknown function. The transcript has a single exon. Lineage: Eukaryota; Apicomplexa; Aconoidasida; Haemosporida; Plasmodiidae. The coding region runs from base 1 to 1008 and encodes 335 amino acids. The record is from RefSeq and is a predicted model, not a curated record.
AUGUUUAAGAAAUACAUUUUUCUAUUAUCUCUUAACAUACUUUUAAAAAGUAUAUUUAAUAUCAGUUUGUUUGAUGACCAAGUCUUGUGCUUUUUAAGGCAAAUCGAUAAUUCAUUUGAAAAUAUAAACGGAACCUUGCUGCCAUCAAUUAAUGGACAAGUAGUAGAGGUGCACGGAGAUAUAAAUGAAUAUAACGAAACUCCAAAUAAUUAUCUUUACAAUAAUGGGCAUGCAUAUAUAACAAGUGACUACUAUAAUGACAGUUCUGUUGAUCAAGGAUCCAUAUAUAACAGUGCAUAUAAUGAAGAAGUCGAUGGAUUAGGCUAUAACAUUUAUAACUAUGAAGAAUAUGAAGGACAAGAUGAAAAUGUUAACCUUGAUCAUUCUGUUCAAGACGAACUAGAUAACAUGAGUGAGAAUGAAGAUCUUUAUAAUAUAUCUGAAUUAUAUGAUAUUAUCAUCUUAAUUUUAAAUCUAGAAUUUGAAACAACUAAUACGUAUGUAAAUAAGUUAGUUCAUUGUUCUUCUAUUGAAGAAAAAAAAAGAAUCAUAAAUAAUCAUUUUACUAUCAUACUUGAAAUUUUUAAAAAUGCUAAAAAAAUGGAUAAUUUAAAAGUACCUUUUGAACUUUUAGAUUCCAUGGCACUUAGAAUAAAAAACCGUAUCACAGAUUUUUGUCUUGAUGAAGAUUUAAAUGAAAAUUAUUUAUUAAUAUUGAAAAAUAUUUUCGAAAUUGAACAAAACGUUUUUAAAGGGCUUUUUUGUUAUAUAUCAUGUAAAAAUACUUUAAAAGAAAAAAAAGAUGUUAUUAACGAUUUACAACUUAUAAGUUAUUAUCAUGAAGAGCUUGCUGAAGAUGCUGGUAUAGAGAUACCAGUACAACUACUAGUUAACGCAGCUAUGAGAACAUCUAAUUUUGUCAGUGAAAUGUUUUACUUAUUUAUUCCAUCUCAUCAAGAAGAUUCUUCUUCAGAUUAUCCUGAUGAUGAACAUUUAUUAAGUGAUUAG